UAACAUUCCAGAAGUUAGUAAAUAAAAAAAAAUCAUCAAAAACACAAAAAAUGGCAAGGUUGGAAUUACUACAAACCUUAACAGGUCAUCGAGGACGAGUUUGGGGAGCUUCAUGGCAUCCAACAAAGCCAAAUGUGCUCGCGACAUGCGGCGAAGACAAAACAAUCCGCAUUUGGGGCGAAGAAGGGAAACGUUUCGUCGCUAAAACAAUCCUUGCCAACUCUCAUAAUCGCACAAUUCGGAAUGUCGCGUGGAGUCCUUGCGGCACAUAUUUAGCUUCAGCGAGUUUUGACGCCACAACUUCCAUUUGGGACAAGAAAUCGGGCGAAUUUGAGUGUUCUGCGACGUUAGAAGGGCACGAAAACGAAGUAAAAUCUGUCGCAUGGAGCAAAUCUGGAUCAUUUCUGGCAACUUGUAGUCGCGACAAAUCCGUUUGGGUUUGGGAAGUCACGGGAGAAGAUGAAUACGAGUGCGCCGCUGUGCUAAACUCCCAUUCGCAAGACGUAAAACGCGUCAAAUGGCAUCCAACACAAGAUAUUCUCGCGUCAUGCAGUUACGACAACACCAUUAAACUCUACAAAGAAGACGUUUCGGACAACGAUUGGGUCGUUUUUGCUACUUUGACGUCUCACACAUCCACAGUUUGGAGCAUUGACUUUGAUGCGACGGGAAAACGGCUCGUUUCGUGCAGCGACGACAAAACCCUGAAAAUUUGGAAGGAAUAUUUGCCGAAUAAUGCGGAGGGAAUUGCAACGCCUGACAACGAGCCUGUAUGGAAAUGCGUUUGCACGUUGUCCGGAUUUCACAAUCGGGCGAUUUACGACGUUGCGUGGAACAAAGAGAACGGAUUGAUUGCGACGUCGUCGGGAGAUGACAUGAUUCGCGUUUUUAAGGAAACAACAGAGUCGACGAACGAAAAUCCGAGCUUUGAUUUGGUUACGAGACAAACAGCACAUUCGCAGGAUGUCAAUACGGUGCAAUGGAGUCCCUUUGAGGCGAAAACUUUGGUGACGACGAGUGACGAUGGCGAUGUCAAGUUAUGGAAAUAUGUUGAGGAAUGUGAUUGAACAAUAAAUUUACUGUUCUUAUUUUUUUUUUUUGUUAUAAAAUGAAUAAAAUGUGCUUCUUAAAUGUAAAUUAAGCUUCGUUAAGAGGAAAAAAAAAAUUGAAAAUUAAAUUUUCGUU
Molecule: messenger RNA, 1185 nt
Organism: Culicoides brevitarsis
Lineage: Eukaryota; Metazoa; Arthropoda; Insecta; Diptera; Ceratopogonidae
Gene: Ciao1
Product: probable cytosolic iron-sulfur protein assembly protein Ciao1
Exons: 1
Coding region: 51-1067 (338 amino acids)
Biological process (GO): iron-sulfur cluster assembly
Cellular component (GO): cytosolic [4Fe-4S] assembly targeting complex
Molecular function (GO): protein binding
Source: RefSeq, a predicted model, not a curated record